Messenger RNA from Letharia columbiana, 171 nucleotides. RefSeq lists its product as uncharacterized. The transcript has a single exon. Bases 1 to 171 code for a protein of 56 amino acids. The record is from RefSeq and is a predicted model, not a curated record. NCBI's taxonomy places the organism in Eukaryota, Fungi, Ascomycota, Lecanoromycetes, Lecanorales, Parmeliaceae.
AUGGAGGCUGCAGACCUCAUUACCCCUACCAUAAGUGGCCCCGUUAAGCAGAAACUUCAGGCUAACGCUUUUGACGAUGGCUACCUUAUGAUGACCUCCUUGGCCAAUAUCUAUGCCCCGAAAGGUGACGCCGAAUUCAUGCGAUUAACCCGGGAGUAUUACUCGCUUUAA